This is a messenger RNA of Penicillium lagena, 285 nucleotides long. Its product is annotated as mitochondrial 37S ribosomal protein uS19m. The transcript is spliced from 4 exons. Gene Ontology annotation, cellular component: ribosome; cytosolic small ribosomal subunit. Gene Ontology annotation, molecular function: structural constituent of ribosome; RNA binding. NCBI's taxonomy places the organism in Eukaryota, Fungi, Ascomycota, Eurotiomycetes, Eurotiales, Aspergillaceae. Gene Ontology annotation, biological process: ribosomal small subunit assembly; translation. The record is from RefSeq and is a predicted model, not a curated record. Bases 1 to 285 code for a protein of 94 amino acids.
AUGUUUCCCACGCGCGCCCUGCUGGGGCGAUCAGUCUGGAAAGGCCCGAACAUCGUCCCUCUCCCCCUCCCGCGCACCCUCCCUCCACCACCAAACACGCCCCCAAUCCGCACGCAGAAGCGCAGCGCAACCAUCCUGCCCAACUUCGUGGGCAUCCGCUUCGCCGUGCACAAUGGCAAGACGUACCAAGAGGUUCUGAUUACAGAGGAGAUGGUUGGGCGGAAGCUGGGUGAAUAUGUUCCGACUCGGAAACGCUUUACGUAUAAGCAGUCCAAGAACAAAUAG